AUUUUGCAAUUCCAAUGAAUUCAUUAGAAUCAUUCCAUAAUCUUCAGAGAGAUUUUUUUUACAAACAAGUAUCAUAUUUUGCUUUCAUGUUGCUAACAAGAAGAGAAAUUCAAAUAAUUAUAUAUAUUAGUAUUAUCCUUUUUCGGUUUUCAUCUCUCUUAUGAAUCAGUUUGAAACUACAUCAUUGAAGAAUGGAAGAUCAACCAUGUCAUAACUCUCAUGUAUCAGCACCUUCUUCUUCUUCUUUAACUGCUGCCCCUCCUGAGAAUCCAUCUUCCUCCUCUUCUCCUUCUACUUCACAGUUGCAAGCAGAUGAAGCUAACCAAGCAGGUGCAAAUGAGAACAACCAACACAACCAUCAGCACCAGCAACAACCGGCUAGCAGGUCUUAUUGGGUCAACAUUUCAAUCACAAAUCCGUCGAGGACUGCCAUGAAGGAUGAUGUCUGGUACUGCAUGGUUGUGCUAGCGACAUUUUGGAUCAUUGCAUCCGUUACUCUUGCACUUGGUAUCUGCGGAUCUGUAAGUUUACAAUUGGGACCCUACUGCUCACGUUUGAUAGAUAUCAACUCAGUAUUAGUUCAGUCUGUCAAGGUGGAACAAAUUGAUAAGCCAAAACCUGGUCUACUGCUAUAUGGAUUUGAUAAACCCCCUCCACUAGAUGUCAAAAUCAAUUGGACUGAGAUGUAUAAUGCAUCAAUACCAGCAAAAUUUCAAAAGGAAUGGAUAUUCUACCUGAACAAGGACUCCCAAUUGGAUGUUCUUUACAGUGUUAAGUCCCCAGCAGCUUUAUUUCUCGUGAUUUCUAAAGGUAGAGAAGACCUUGUUGAAUGGAUAGAGAACCCAUCAAUCCCUAAUGCAACAUUUUACUGGAAUACUAUCUAUGGAAGCGGCAGGAUCACAAAAAAAAUGUCACAUUCACAUAAUUAUUAUGUGGCAGUUUGCAAUAUGAACCCUGAAAAUGUGGAGGUAGAAUUGAACUUCACUGUAAAUGCACUUCUCUACAAUACAACCAACACAUACCACAGAUGUUCCCUGGAUAACGGCUUAUGCAGAUUAAACCUUUUUCUUUCGGAGUCAAGCACUGCAGUAUUAACAACUCCAGGUCCUAGAGAGGGUGUUUCCAAUUCAAAUGAAGAAGAAUGGUUUGAUGUGAAAGUGUCUUAUGAACCAAGAUGGAUCAUAUUUUUCACAGUAUCAGGUGUGAUAGCUGUGCUACUGUUGUUUGCUAUGAGAUUCUGCAAAAUGUUACAAACUAAUAGGGAAGAAAAUGGAGGAUUACAACAAGUGGAAGUGGUUUCAGAACGAACUCCACUGCUAAAUAGUAAAGAUGAUGAUCUUUCAAGCUGGGGUUCAUCUUAUGAAUCUUUCUCUAAUGAAGAAGAGGAUCUCAAAGUAAGGCUUGCAUUGAAUGCUGAUGAAGGAAAGCCAGUAAUGGAAGGGGAAACUAGCAAUAGUCUCCAGCAUUUGUGUGUUAUUUGCUUUGAUGCUCCUAAGGAUUGCUUCUUUCUCCCUUGUGGACAUUGUGCAGCAUGCUUUGCAUGUGGAACAAGAAUUGCUGCAGAAGCUAGCACUUGUCCAAUAUGCAGAAGGAAUAUGAAGAAAGUAAGGAAAAUUUUUACAGUGUAAUUUAGAUGUGUCAUGAGUGUAUAUCACCCAAAUCAAACAGGAUUAAGUGAGUUUCCUUUCUUACCCUCCCUUUUAUAUAGAACAAUAAAAGUUGACAUAUGGAAAUAUAUCUGUGUAUGUAAGGGAAAAUAGGUAAGGUAGGAUUGAUUCACACUCUAGUUAUUGUUCUAUAUAAGCUUAUUAAUUAUAAUAUAUAGGAGUUCAUUUUUCCUUAAUUAAAUUACCUCUGAA
Messenger RNA from Gastrolobium bilobum, 1859 nucleotides. RefSeq names its product E3 ubiquitin-protein ligase APD2-like. The record is from RefSeq and is a predicted model, not a curated record. The transcript is spliced from 10 exons. Bases 192 to 1628 code for a protein of 478 amino acids. Lineage: Eukaryota; Viridiplantae; Streptophyta; Magnoliopsida; Fabales; Fabaceae.